CUCAGAGCUCUCAGUGUCAGUCCCACCUCACUGCCUGAAGAGCCUACUCGCUCCACACAGCUUGGAUUACAGCUAAGGGAAUAUUAUACGCCUGGUCCGGCGGAGACACAUUCACUCACUGAGGACACACACACACUCUCAGGAUCAACAUGGGGAGUAGCAUGUCAUGCGUUCCUCAGCACAACUUCAGAUUCUCCAGCAAGAGCUUUAUCCGCAGAAACAGCAGCCGACUCUUCCGGAAAAAGAAUCCGCAGGAGGGGCAGGAAAAGUCCAACAGCAUCAUCAACAUUCUCUGCACCGUCACGCCAAGGAAGGAAAUGUCACCAAAAGACCUUCAGGCCAUAGAGAAUAUUAAAUGGGACCCUCCGUUCCCCUACGACCCGGCCAACGGCUGGAAGAAGAGCAGCAUCAACGUAAAGAACUACGGCAGGAUGAUCCACAGCUCUAGAGUGCGCUUCCGAUUCGUCCACUGCCAGGAUGUACACGACUGCUAUCUGGACCUGUUCCAAACGCAUCUUCAUUUCGUCUCCAACAACACCACUGGCCUCACAUACCAGGGCACACUUCCUCUGAAAGAGCUCACACUUUCCAAGGUGAAAAACAGGAACAGCUGUGGAGAUUCUCAGGACUUUGCAUUCCAAAUAAAUGGUGUCAGCUUGAACCCCAUCAUCGUCUACUGCUCAAGCCAGGAGGACAUGGACAACUGGUUCGGUCUCCUGAAGGAACAUAUCGGGGCCAACGGAGGCAAUGCGAUUGCACCAGAGACCUACAGCAGGAUUAAGGUCCACAAAAUAGAGCAGAACACAGAGGGAAAAGAGGAGCUAAGGAACUCCAUCAGCAAAGAGCCCAUCUAUGAGUGGGAGGGCUCCCAGCGAGAGAGCCUGGGCCCAAUCACCUAUGUCACCAAAGUCCGGCUACAGCAUCUGCCCUGUCAGGAGCAGUAUGACAGACUGCUGGUGAUGUAUCCUAACAAUCUUAUUAUCCUGUCUGAAGAGAACGACGGCCUCUUCUACAAGGGCAAACUUCCUCUCAACAUGAUAACAGUCACCACCCCGUGCCAGGACAUCAAGCCCAACACCUUUAUGAUCGAGGGCAAGCUGAUCAACCCCAUCGUUGUGUCAUGCCCAAACACGAGCGAGUUCCGCGAAUGGAUCCAGCACUUCAAAUGUGCAGAUGUUCCCAUCCUCAGCCCCCCUCCUCCAGUCUAUGACAUCAUCUACACUCCGACUCAGAGACAGGCUCCAGAGAUAGAUGUGAGAUGGAGCAGCGGCAGCCGCGGGGGCGCCGACCCACUGCAGCAGUCCCAUGGCGGGCGUGGAUCUCGUGAGCUGCAGUUACCCCGGGGCGAUGACAACCCCCUUUCCCCUGGUUACACCGAGCCCCUCUGUUACAUCUCCAGCAGGCCCACCUCCGCUGACACACAGUACUCCAUGCGACUGGGCAGCAGGAGCAACAGCAUGUCGUCCCAAACGAGACCCACGACCGAGCUCAUGUCUCUGCGCUACUCGUCCCCUCAGCGCUCCUCCAUCCUGUCCAACAACGAGCUAAAGUCUCCAAUCUACACCACUCCCUACAGCAUGAUGAACCACAACACCCCCGUACAGCGCAUCGAGAAGGCCCCACUCAUCAAGUCCAACAGCUGGAGCACCCCUCCGAGCUCCAUAAAGUACCAGCUCUCCAAUCCCCACCGGCACUCGGAAAUGCUGGCCCCCCGCAAGCCCCUCUCGCCCCUGUACGACGACCCCAGCACCCCCGGGAUGUACCCGCUGGAGGAGGGCUCAGCGAAGGCAUCGCACUCCUCGAGGAUCUCCAUGGAGCCUCACCAUCCUGGACUCCUCCCGGCCUCCUUCCGUCUCUGCACUCCUCCACCAGGCCGCAGGAACAGGCCCACCCAGCACCAGGAGCCUGAAAAUAACAGCACAGAUUGGGCCCUGGAGCAGCGUGCCCAGGCCGUGUCCAGACUGAAGCUCCUGCCCGCCCCCAACACAGCACCCCAGCACAACCACAUAGCACAGAGAGCGUUCUCAGGCUUGUCUGCAGCAGAGACGCGAGCCAUGCCCUACAGUCACUCGCCAGAUGAUAACUCCUACCUCCAACCAGUUGAGCCGGACGACCAGGAAAUAGACUAUGACAACAUUUGGGAGUAUGACUGCAGUAACGGGAUGAUUCAAGGCCUGCCAGGAAUUUCGCCACACCGGACGCAGCCUGACUUCGCUGCUCGAGGCCUCAGCGCUGUAGCAACACAGCAGAGAUGGUCAUAAAGGGGAACAAUGGGCUUCCACCCGCCUGGACUUGUGCACAUAACAGGAUAAUCUGUGCCUUACUGUGCUCUCUAUCUCUCUCUCUCUCUCUCUCUCUCUCUCUCUCACACACACACACACUCUCCCUCUCUCUCUCUCUCUCUCUCUCUCUCUCUCUCUCUCUCUGUCUCUCUCAUAUACACACUGCUAUUGAAAAAGGGCUUUACAUGAGGCCCAGUUUCCCUACUGUAUCUAAAUGAUCUCCCAGGGAAAAAUGUCCUUACUGGGUCAGACUGGGCCUUCUCUUGUACGCACUGGGUAACUCACUGGGAUUUUUGUUUUGUUAUUUCAUUUUUCAAUGAUGCUUCAUUUAAUAAUAUUAUUAUUAUUAUUAUUAUUAUUAUUAUUAUUAUUAUUAUUAUUAUUAUUAUUAUUAUUAUUAUUAUUAUUAUUAUCAGUGAACACUGUACAAAUAAUUGUAUUUAUUUUUAAAUAUAACUUAAGCCUUAAGCCUUAAAUGUAUACACCAAUUUCUCUUUCCUAGUGGUGCAUGGCUUGGCUGGAUGUACAAUUCUCAAAAAAUAAUAAAUAAGGAUGUAGUUUUUGUACAAAAAAAAGAGAGAAAUGCAUUUUUCUUUUACACACCACUCCUCAUCCAGUUUGUUAGAUGUAGCAUUUGUGCUUAUGAACCUUUAAAUAUAUAUAGAAAAAAAAGCUGUUGAAGAAAUGAGGACUCUUUUUUAACACUACGAUUUGUACUUUUCUAAUUGUGUAUAUAAUGUAAAUAGUAAUUUUUAUUGACCGCCUAAAAUAUUUUGUGAUUUUUUUUUUGCACUGUUGUUUCUACUGUUACUUUUAAUUCAUAUUUUUAUUAUUUAUAUUUUGCCUGUUCAGUCCCACGUGGACGUGAAUGCUGUUCACUGAUGAUCCAUUCCAGCAACAAAGCAACAAGAGUGUUAUUUACAGUUUGCGAGAAAUUACUGUUUGUACAAAAGCAGGUUUGGGUUUAAACAUAUCAGACAUGCACAGACUCUGCAGUAAUGUAGAAAUGUUUGCUGUAUUCCUUCAGUUUAGUUUGAUGUGAAAUUCAUUGUUGGAAAUAAACAAAAAAUAAAUACAA
This is a messenger RNA of Astyanax mexicanus (Mexican tetra), 3360 nucleotides long. It is a transcript of the gene plekhn1, whose product is annotated as pleckstrin homology domain containing, family N member 1. Bases 150 to 2261 code for a protein of 703 amino acids. The transcript is spliced from 16 exons. Gene Ontology annotation, biological process: 3'-UTR-mediated mRNA destabilization; positive regulation of apoptotic process; response to hypoxia. Gene Ontology annotation, cellular component: cytoskeleton; mitochondrial membrane. Gene Ontology annotation, molecular function: phosphatidic acid binding; cardiolipin binding; phosphatidylinositol phosphate binding. The record is from RefSeq and is a predicted model, not a curated record. NCBI's taxonomy places the organism in Eukaryota, Metazoa, Chordata, Actinopteri, Characiformes, Acestrorhamphidae.